Brugia malayi is the source of this 438-nucleotide messenger RNA. RefSeq lists its product as uncharacterized. NCBI's taxonomy places the organism in Eukaryota, Metazoa, Nematoda, Chromadorea, Rhabditida, Onchocercidae. The record is from RefSeq and is a predicted model, not a curated record. The coding region runs from base 1 to 438 and encodes 145 amino acids. The transcript has 5 exons.
AUGGAACAGCAUGGACCAAAACUUAUCGAUAUUACUGUGAGGCCAUCUAAGUCAUUCAAAUGGAAACUGAAAGAGUGUCUUCCAUACAAAACAUACUUACAAUUAUUGAGACAAUCGGAUCUAUUGCUAAUGUCCAUAGAGGUUGUGCUAUUUACUUGGGCGCAGUUAGCUAUCCAACUAAAAUAUGAAUCGUUAGUUGCUGAGAGCUCAAUAUUCUUUCAAGUAGCUUUUAAUCAGAAAAAAAAUUUUCGAAACGGACAUGGAACAAGAACAGGAAGUAAUGAUUUUAUCGAUGACACAAAAGUCGACGACAAAUCGACAGAACAAUCAUUUUUAGACAAAUUCUAUUUCGGAACAGCGAAAAAUGCCGUUGGAAAGAGUGACCAGCAAUUGCAAAUGGCUUUGAGUGCAAAUGACAGGAAAAGUGGUUCACUUUAA